UGGGGGUGUUACUCCUUAAUGAUGGGAAAUCUUGGGAUUUUGUUUUUAUUUUAUGUUAGAUGUUUUGUUUUUAGUUGUUGUUUUGAUGAAAUUUUAGUUGUUGAGCAACCUUGACUGUUAGUGGUCUUUUAAUUUCCUUCCCAAUACAUUAAAUGUGGUAUGUGAGCAAAAUUUGGGUUCAUAAUUCGUUCAUCUGUAUUCAAUGUAGAAAUUCGGGUAGUUCCUCUUCCGUGCAGGAAAAAAAAAAGGCAGGAAGGAAGCUUACAUUGGUUUUUUUGGUUGGCAAGAAAAUGUGUUCUGAGAAUUAACUGCAGAAAUGUUAGUUCAAGUUAUAAAGUCACAAGAAAGCUAAAUCACCUACUCCAACAACUUAAUUUGACAGUAAAUGUUGUUCAUGAGUUUUUUUUCUUUUUUUUUUUAUAUUCCUCUUCAGCUAAAAUCCUGGGAUUCUUUUUCUUUUGGGGUUCAUCUACUUGGCUUUCUGAAUGGGACCUUUUGUUGAAAAGCUUCUGUCUCUCAAAAAUGGCUUUAGGCCAAAUAAGGAGGAAUUUGUUAUUUCACAGACCAAACAUUUUCCUUUUCCCUACUAACCAAAUUGUCUUAACAUAUUCAUUUUUGUAGUGAUCUUCUUCGCUGCUCAUUUCACUUUGUAAUUGAUUUUCAGCUAUGCUUUAGGAAAAUAUGAAGGAUGGCAGAUACUGCUUCAAAUUCAUGUAUCAAUAUCUUAUACCUUCUCACCAAAAAACUCACCAUGAAGUUCUACUUCCCUCGAGUGCAUCCUUUCCUUUUCAUAGUUGUUAUUCUAUGUCCUAUGGUUUUUGCUGACUUAAAUUCUGAUAAGCAAGCCCUUCUUGAUUUUGCUGCUUCUGUCCCCCAUCGCCGUGACCUUAAGUGGAAUUCAGCUACUUCAAUUUGUACAUCCUGGGUAGGUGUCACUUGCAAUCAAAAUGGCACCCGUGUUGUUUCUCUCCGGCUUCCUGGAAUUGGACUUGUCGGCACGAUUCCGGCCAAUACACUUGGCAAGAUUGACUCACUCAGAAAUAUCAGCCUCCGUGCCAACCUACUCAGUGGAAGUCUUCCUCCUGAUAUUUCUUCUCUUCCUUCUCUACAAUAUCUUUACCUUCAGCAUAAUAACCUUUCUGGUAACAUACCUACCUCAUUGUCCACCCACCUCAAUGUACUUGAUUUGUCAUACAAUUCCUUCACCGGUGCUAUUCCAAAGACAUUGCAAAACUUAACACAACUAACUAGGUUGAACCUCCAGAACAACUCUCUAUCUGGUGAGAUACCAAAUCUCAAUGUCACUAAGCUCAGGCAAUUGAAUUUAAGCUACAACAAUUUGAAUGGCUCUAUCCCUGCUGCUCUUCAGACUUUCCCCAAUUCUUCCUUUGAGGGUAACUCUCUAUGUGGAUUACCUCUAAAUCCAUGCUCUUCAGCCCCCCCUGCACCUCCUCCAUCAUUAACUCCUGCCCCACCAACUCCUUCAAGACACAGCUCCAAAAGUAAAUUGAGUAAGGCAGCUAUCAUUGCAAUUGCAGUUGGUGGGGGUGUGCUAUUACUUUUAGCAGCUCUCAUCAUUGUUCUUUGCUGUUUAAAGAAAAAGAAUGAUGGAAGCCCCAGAGCUACUAAAGGCAAAGGUCCUAGUGGUGGGAGAACUGAGAAACCAAAAGAAGAGUUUGGAAGUGGGGUGCAAGAACCUGAGAAAAACAAGUUGGUUUUCUUUGAAGGCAGUUCUUAUAAUUUUGAUCUAGAGGAUUUGCUGAGAGCUUCUGCUGAAGUUCUUGGAAAGGGUAGUUAUGGCACUGCAUAUAAGGCUAUAUUAGAAGAGUCAACAACAGUUGUAGUGAAAAGGUUGAAGGAAGUCGUGGUUGGGAAAAGGGAAUUUGAACAGCAGAUGGAGAUUGUGAGAAGAGUUGGACAGCACCCAAAUGUUGUGCCACUUCGUGCUUACUAUUAUUCCAAGGAUGAGAAGCUUUUGGUUUAUGACUACAUCCCAAAUGGCAAUCUAUCAACCCUCUUGCAUGGUAACAGAGCAAGUGGAAGAACUCCAUUAGAUUGGAACUCCAGAAUAAAAAUCUCUGUUGGAAUUGCCAGAGGAAUUGCUCACAUACAUUCAGUUGGUGGUCCAAAAUUCACUCACGGAAAUGUGAAAUCUUCAAAUGUCCUCCUCAACCAAGAUAACGAUGGAUGCAUCUCAGACUUUGGCCUGACUCCACUCAUGAAUGUUCCUGCAACUCCUUCUAGAGCUGCAGGCUAUCGUGCCCCUGAGGUGAUUGAAACGCGUAAGCACUCUCACAAGUCAGAUGUGUACAGUUUUGGUGUUCUCCUUCUGGAAAUGCUGACCGGAAAAGCGCCACAACAGUCUCCGGGACGCGACGACGUGGUUGAUCUCCCAAGGUGGGUGCAAUCUGUUGUUAGGGAGGAGUGGACAGCUGAGGUUUUUGAUGUUGAACUAAUGAGGUACCAAAACAUUGAAGAAGAAAUGGUGCAGAUGUUGCAAAUUGCCAUGGCCUGUGUGGCAAAGGUUCCUGAUAUGAGGCCUACCAUGGAGGAAGUAGUGAGAAUGAUUGAAGAGAUCCGGCAAUCCGACUCCGAAAACCGGCCAUCUUCGGAAGAGAAUAGAUCCAAGGAGGAAUCAACUGCUCAGACUCCAUGAUUAACUCUGCCUUUCCUUCUUGUGUUCCAAGCAAAUUGAUUUCUUGAACUUGUUUCUUUCUGGAAGCAACAUUCAGAGGUAUAUAUAAGAGUGCAUGAAACAGUUCUUCUCACAGAUGGAAUUACUUCAGUUGUUUUCUUUUUCUAGGAAGGUUUAUUUCAUUGGAUUUUUGUGUAUUAACGUUGUGAUUCAAUUGAUGAUCUUCAUUCAAGAACAAUCUCUCCCAUUUGUUCUUCUGAAUUGUUAGAAAUGUGUAUUUCUGUAUCACCAAAUCAUGCCAUGGUUAGUCAAAUGAUAUGAUCAAUAAUUAAUACCUUC
Messenger RNA from Vigna unguiculata (cowpea), 2974 nucleotides. Its product is annotated as putative inactive receptor kinase At5g58300. Gene Ontology annotation, molecular function: ATP binding; protein binding; protein kinase activity. Gene Ontology annotation, biological process: protein phosphorylation. NCBI's taxonomy places the organism in Eukaryota, Viridiplantae, Streptophyta, Magnoliopsida, Fabales, Fabaceae. The record is from RefSeq and is a predicted model, not a curated record.